This is a messenger RNA of Hippoglossus stenolepis (Pacific halibut), 1876 nucleotides long. RefSeq names its product membrane bound O-acyltransferase domain containing 4 (gene mboat4). NCBI's taxonomy places the organism in Eukaryota, Metazoa, Chordata, Actinopteri, Pleuronectiformes, Pleuronectidae. The transcript has 2 exons. Gene Ontology annotation, molecular function: serine O-acyltransferase activity. Bases 147 to 1283 code for a protein of 378 amino acids. The record is from RefSeq and is a predicted model, not a curated record. Gene Ontology annotation, biological process: lipid modification; peptidyl-serine octanoylation. Gene Ontology annotation, cellular component: endoplasmic reticulum membrane.
UGCUCUUCAAAUAUAUCUACAUUUCACCAUACUGAUUUAUAUGAUUGAUGAAUCAGCAUCUCUAAUCGUGACACACUUUCUGUUGUCUUUGUGUCUACAGGUACGUCUUUGUUACAGUUGGAGGAUGUGUCCUGGCAGUCGCCACGAUGGGGAUCUACAGUGUUCUUCUGUUCGUCUCCACCUUUGUCUUUAUUCUGCUCAUUGGCCGUGUGGAUCCCAGCAACAUCCACAUCUGGGCGUUCGGUAUCCAGAUGCUCUGGCAGACCUUCUGGCACCUGCUUAUACAGUACCGUGAAUAUUACCUGCAUGAGCCUGUCAGCGUGAGGUUGUUUUUGGCGGUGUCCUCUUUGAUGCUGCUCACUCAGAGAAUCACCUCAGUGUCCAUGGACAUUCAGGACAAACAACUUAUGUUCACAUACAAUGCGUCGUCCAAAAAGACGAGUUGUGUCCUGCCUCUCCCUCUCGUCAGCUACUUCCUCAGUGUCACCACGCUGCUGGGUGGCCCGCUGGGCUCCUACAGACAGUUUGUGUCCCACAUGGAGGGAGUCGGCCUCCACCCCUCACCCAGUCCACUGGGUGUGGUAUUCCUCAAGUUGAUGCAGGUAUUAUUGUUGGAGUUGGUAAGGUUUUGUCUUGUCCACUUUCUAAAACAAAACAUCUAUGAUCCCAGUAGCUCUGCUUCUAUUCGUGGCGUCCUAUGGGUUUGGGCUCUCGCACUGGUUUUGAGGAUCCGGUAUUACUCUCACUGGAGGAUCAGUGAAUGCCUCAAUAAUGCAGCUGGGUUUGGAAAUUGCAAAAAUUCAUCCGGAGACUCCCAAGACUGGAGCGGCUUAUCUGAUGGCGAUUUCUGGACCACUGAGGUGUCGAGCCGCAUGUCACAGUUUGCACGUCGAUGGAACGCCACAACGGCUUUGUGGCUGCGCAGAAUGGUUUAUAUGAGAAGCAAACAUUUCCCUUUGUUCAUGACUUUCGGUUUUUCAAUGUGGUGGCAUGGUUUGCACGUAGGUCAAUUUGUGGGGUUUUUGACUUGGGCCUCAGCGGUGAAAGCAGACUACUAUAUACACAGGUUCUUACACCCAAAGCUUUCCUCAACAUGGAGGAGGCUGCUGUAUACGUGUCUAAGCUGGAUAAACACGCAAAUGAUCAUUACAUGUGUUGUUAUUGCUGUAGAAUUAAGAGAUAUGUCCGGCCUGAGACUUUUGUCAGCUUCAUUUGUGGGUUUGUUUCCUCUUUGUAACAUGAUUCUACUUGUUAUCUUAUUAAAACUCAACACAGUGAGGUAGACUACUAAAGCAGCCAUGUUAACAAACCCCCCUACCUACAUAUCUGUGCUAUAAGAGCUCUACUACAAUAUGAAAAGCUUGUUUGUUCAUUAAAAUCCAUGAAUAGAUUAUUUAUUAUGUUACUCUCAAUAUGGGGAUUCUGUUGUUGUCCAACUUCAUUGCAUUGUUGCAUUUCUGCUCUUUGUUGUCGUUUGUGCUGUUGAUACUUUGAACUUAUUACUGUGUUUGUUCUUGUUAAUUUUCUGUUUUCACUUGUCAUGUUGCGCUAUCUUCCCUGGGGAUAAGUGACAACAUUACAAUGAUAUAUAUACAUGUUUUUUCAGAAAUUAUUCCAGUAUUAAUAGACGAUAGUCACAGAGGUUUGUAGGUGGUGUGAGGAAACUGGUUAGUGAGCAAAUGAGGGGAAAGUACAGGGUGAACCGGAAGCAUCAAUGACUCUGAAGCAUAACACUGAUGACUGAACUGUGGAGGUUUUGGGGGAGCAAUAGCAAGAGGUGAAGAAAAUAUGUCCUACUCCAUAUGUUCUGCUGAAGAAUCUAUGUAAUAUGUGAAAUGCAUGAUGAAAUGAUUCGAUAACCAAUAAAAAAAGGUAA